Hippoglossus stenolepis (Pacific halibut) is the source of this 5007-nucleotide messenger RNA. RefSeq names its product XK, Kell blood group complex subunit-related family, member 7b (gene xkr7b). Gene Ontology annotation, cellular component: plasma membrane. Gene Ontology annotation, biological process: engulfment of apoptotic cell; apoptotic process involved in development; phosphatidylserine exposure on apoptotic cell surface. Bases 33 to 1853 code for a protein of 606 amino acids. The record is from RefSeq and is a predicted model, not a curated record. The transcript has 4 exons. NCBI's taxonomy places the organism in Eukaryota, Metazoa, Chordata, Actinopteri, Pleuronectiformes, Pleuronectidae.
GCCUCUCUGUCUUUCUCUCCAUCCUAACCAACAUGGCCGCUAAGUCGGAUGGAGCAGCGGUGUCUGUGGAAGAUGACAACCCGCCCAGGAGCCUCUCGGAGCCGGGGAACCCCUCCGCCGGGCCCCGCUGCUCCUCCACCGCGGGGAAGCCGUACACGCCGCUGGACUGCUGCUGGGUCCUCUGCGCUCUGCUCGUCUUCUUCUCCGACGGCGCCACGGACCUGUGGCUGGCCGCCGACUACUACCUGCGGGGGGACCUGUGGUGGUUCGGGCUGACGCUGGUGUUCGUCGUGGUUCCGUCCGCGGUGGUGCAGGUUCUCAGUUUCCGCUGGUUCGUGUACGAUUACUCGGAACUGAGCGGCAGCGGGGACGCAGCGGCGAGCGGCAGCGGCGCGGGAGCGGCAGGCGCGGCGGUCGCCGCGUGCGACGCAUUCAGCACCAAGGACAGCGACCAGCGCGGAGCGGUGACCGGGAACGCCGCGAACACGAGCCCGGUUCACACGUCCUCUGUGCGGCCGGAGCCGGAGCGAAGAGCCCGCUCCCCGCGGAGCUGCUGCACCGUGUGCAUGUGGCUCUUCCAAUCCGUGCUACACCUCCUGCAGCUGGGGCAGGUCUGGAGGUAUAUCCACGCCCUCUACCUGGGCGCUCAGAGCCGUUGGCACGGCAACGGGCCUCGUCGGCACUUCCACUGGAGACUGAUGUUUGAGAGCGCUGACAUCACCAUGCUCCGCCUCCUGGAGGCCUUUCUGAAGUCUGCACCGCAGCUCGUCCUCCAGCUGAGCAUCAUGAUCCAUGGAAACACCGUCCUCCCUCUGCAAGGUCUCUCGGCCUCAGCCUCUCUGGUCUCUCUGGCCUGGAUGAUCGCCUCGUACCAGAAGGUUCUGCGGGACUCCCGUGACGACAAGCUGCCCAUGUCAUACAAGGCCGUGAUCGCACAGAUGCUGUGGCACUUGUUCACCAUCGGGGCUCGGACCGUGGCCUUCGCCCUCUUCGCCUCCGUUUUCCAGCUCUACUUCGGCAUCUUCAUCGUCAGUCACUGGUGUGUCAUGACGUUCUGGAUCAUCCAAGGUGAGACUGACUUCUGCAUGUCCAAGUGGGAGGAGAUCAUCUACAACAUGGUUGUGGGCAUCAUCUACAUCUUCUGCUGGUUCAAUGUGAAGGAGGGCCCCAGCCGUUUCCGGAUGACCGUCUAUUACUUUGUGACGCUGGUUGAGAACGUGGCUCUGACCGCUGCCUGGUACACGUACCGUGGCCCGCACACCUCCGACUCGUACGCCCUGGUGGUGGUGUGCCUGGUGGCCUGCAGCUUUGCCCUGGGAACCUUCUUCAUGUUGGUGUACUACUGCUGGCUGCACCCUGAUGGGCCCGUGCUGGGCUCUCAGUGGGGGGGCUGUGUGGACGAGGGCAUGGUGGGUGCAGGAGGGGUGGCGGGAGUCAUCGAUGCUUGCCUCACUCCUUCACAAGGGUCACAAACAGACAUGGUCAUUACGAGCCCUCCGAGGACACUGCCCAGGACUAAAGACACAGGAGAGCCAGUUCCCGGGGAGAGAGACAGGGACAAGGAGAGAGACAGGGACAGUUGCCUGCCUAUCUUCCAGGUACGUCCCUCCCCUUCCUCCUCUCCUGCGCUCCUCCACAGGACCUCCUCCUCAUCCCGUGCACAGGAGGGUCCCGUCAUCAGGAUCGACCUCCCAAGAAAGCGAUACCCGGCCUGGGAUGCACACUUCAUCGAUCGCCGCCUCCGCAAGACCAUCUUGCUUCUGGAGACGACGUCAGCCGUCAGCCCGCGGAUCCAGUACAGGAGCAGCCUGAUGGGCAGCAAAGAGGUUUUAGAAUAUGAGACGACGGUCUGAGCCGACAGUCUCUUGAACUUAAAAUGCAGUCUGGUACCAGCCUGAGAUUAGUUCUCGUCCCAGGACAACCAACGCCAGGAGAAGCAUGAAAACGUGACACAGUGUCAGACAGCCGCUUUUCAGAAAAGAGGUUGUCAGGACUUGUAAAAUGUGAAGAGCAAUCUGGGACCAAGGCUCCUCUGAGGACACAGUCCAGGAUUACGUAGCAUGAAUGAGCCGUGGAAAGUUACGCUGAUGAUCCUCAUCUUUUUUUUAAACAUGGAGGUGAGAAAUGGAAUCCCUCAUCUUGGGACCAAGGAGUGACAUUUAGAUUUAGCUUCAUAAUGUACAUUCAGCACAAGAGAUUCAGGAGCAGUGAAGCAACGGAGUUUGAGAAAAAAUCUGCUGCAUGAACUUGAGCCUUGGACGUGGAGUGACGACACGGGACAUGAAAUCAUUUUGGUUUGACAUCAGAAAACACAGUAAACCAAUCGACUCUGCUUCAGUGACUUACAGGUCAAACGGAAUCUACUGUACAUGCGUUUCAUCACCACUUCAAUAAGUUGAAGCAAGACAGAACCGGAGGAUGAAAGGUUCUAAAAGUGUAAAUGAAACAACGGUUACUUUAACAUUUCAUAACCAAGAUCUCAAAUCCAGAUCUCCAGCUGAUUGGUGGUAUAUUUAUCAUGUAAACAUAAAGUAUGAAACGAAAACUCAUUUGUUCCCAUCAUGAUUUCAUGUCCCUAACGACCUUUCUUAACCAUCGUCUGACAAGAACCAGUCUUUGACUUUGGUCUUGGGUCUCAUGAGAACACAAGAAUCCAUCAAACUCACGUCCGGGUCCAGAUGGUUUAUGAAAUGUAGACUCGGGUGAAAACGUCACCGUCCAACGUGUUGGAAAAGUCUCAUAGUUUACAUCAGCUGCCUGAGGACAGUCUGUAAAGACCAAUCGGGACGGGAUGUCAGGACGCUGAGCUGAAGACAAACAUCACUUCAACAGACAUGAAGGAUUUCUGUAGUAGAAAAUCAAUAAGAAAAACUCAAAGAUGCAAAGUAUCAUGGUCUAAUGGCAGGUUGGUUAGUUAGUUAGUUAGUUAGUUAGUUAGUUAGUUACCAUAGCUGCUCUUUCUGGUUCAAAAUGUACAGACCUUUGAUUUAAAGAGGUUCAGGUUUGAUUCAUUUAAAAACGGAUCUGUCUGUGUUUUAGCUCCAUAUCAGUUUGAGUCCACACUAACAGCCUGAAAACACUGGUCACCUGACCACUCACGUGCACGGAGCAUGUGUGUGCUGUUGUAAACAGGAAUUCUCACAGAUUGCUUGAAUAACAUCUGGUAAACAGCUGUAUCGUAGUACAACACAGAAUGUAACUGAACAGCAGCUGUUAGCAAAGACAACAGGGUCAGUAACACUUCAUCCUGAAGGAGCUCAUGUGACAGGAGCCUGACGAAUCAGAGAAGGUUACGUCAUGACUGAAAAGAACCAAUCACAAGAGGUUUUGAGUGGCUACGUCAUCGUUUCAAAACAUCUCAGUUUCUGUUCAUCCAGAAUAAAACGCAGAGUUUUCAAAGUAAAACAGGAGCAGCAGCGUUCACACACGAUGUAACGUAGCAGAACGUAAGUGACGCCCUUCAGAGGUCGAAGUCUAACUGCGACGCCUGAAGGUGUGAACGAGUGUUCACAUGAAGUAGAAGAACGUUGAGUCCGGUCAGAACCUGAAGGAAGAAAAGUAAAUAUUAUACCGACCAUCAAAGUUACUUCCAUCUGGGGCCAACAGAAAGAACAGGGUUGUUUCAAUCAAUGCUGAUGAUGAAUGUGUUUAUUCUUACGUGUUGAAGAAAAACCUUUAGUCUCGUGAACCUCAGGUCAAAGUCGAGAAAGAUCACUUACCUGCCAGUUACCUGAGAACUUUCUAUAGUCUUUUGUUUCAGUGAAAGUGUUGGUGGGACUGUGGCUUUAGAGCAAAGUGUCAAAGAUCAGUCUUUAGGAAUCAUUACCUUGUUGCCAUGUGGUGGCUCAUUGGUUAAUUACAUAUACUGUUUCUCUCUAGAUAAGAAUAGAAUGAUAAUCACACAUAUCCACCUCAGAUGUCAUCAGAGCAGUGUUCAGGUCUAAACUCUUUGUGAAAUGGUUUAAUGUUGAGAUCCAGAUACUGAACGUGGCGUCACACAACCGACUCCACCUUUCUGCCUCGGUCCGAGUCAGCUGCUAACCUCACCUCACUGUCCCCUGUCUGUUUGCAUCUCGCAUCUUCAUGUCACUUUCUGAGAAUGUGAACAAUUCUGAGCAAUCGCAGGAUCGACCAUCGUGUGUUGUUAUGUUGUGUAUCAGCACUGCUGCUAACAAGGUUUGUGGUUGUGUGUCUCCUCUACCAGGCAAAUCAGGGACACAGAUUCAGAACCUGCUGGUGAACCAGUUGUGUUCUGGGACAGUGUUGUGUCCACCUGAACCUGCUGGUGCUCAUGGUGCUGAGAGCACGUCUCAAACGUGAUCACGUGAUGUUCAGAUGAUCACGUGAUGUUCAGAUGAUCCCUGUGUUCAGAUGAUCACGUGAUGUUCAGAUGAUCACGUGAUGUUCAGAUGAUCACGUGAUGUUCAGAUGAUCACGUGAUGUUCAGAUGAUCACGUGAUGUUCAGAUGAUCCCUGUGUUCAGUCGCUGAUGAACCGCUUCUCUGUGGUCGAGGUAAACAGUCAAAGUGCUGAACUGGUUGUAAAUUAACGUGAACAAAAACAUGUCAAAACAAUGAGUUAAGGAAAAAAACUCUAAUCAUCUUUUAUGAAUUUGAUGCAAGUAUUUAUGUUAAUUUAUUUUUGUAUUUGUUUUAUAUCUAUUUAUCUAUUGUUUACUCACUCAGUGGCCAUGUCUUUGGUAUGACUCUUAUAUUAAGAUGUAAAAACAGAUUUUUUUUACUCAUUCUAUAUAUCUGUAUAUAGCAGAGUGGCGCUAUACUAGGAUGUGUGUGUAUGAGUGUGUGUGCUUUGGUUUGUGUGUUGUAUGUACAGUGUGUGUGUGUGUGUGUGUGUGUGCGCUCUAAGGGUUUUGAUAAUGCUGCUUAAUCAUCUCGAGUGAACGAGCGAAAAAACAAACCAGUGGUGAAAAUAUCUAUGAUGAUGUUAAAAAAACAACUGAUAAAGUAGAUGGAAUAAAAACUGUAGUAAACUGAACAGACGUCAAAA